AUGGCGCACGGCCGCAAGCGGAGUUGUGUUCGGUGUUCGUUCCCACGGUUCGUGGUCAUUUGCUUUUUUGCUGCACUAACAGUGUCGGUAGGCACGGGUCAAGAGCUGUUUCCACUGUCCAUCGUGCACAUUAACGAUUUCCAUGCGCGGUUCGAAGAGGUUAAUGAGGCCAGUGUCACGUGUGAUGGAAACGAUGGGGAGAAGUGUGUCGGUGGGUACGCACGAACGGUGACAGUGGUGAAGCAGCUCCUCGCCGAGCGGCCCAAUCCGAUCUAUCUGAAUGCGGGUGAUAACUUCCAGGGUACGCUCUGGUACAACAUUCACCGGUGGAAUGCAACUUGCGCGUUUCUCAACAUGCUUCCGGCAGAUGCGAUGACCAUAGGGAACCAUGAGUUUGAUAAUGGGGUGGAAGGAGUGGUACCGUUUCUGGAGUCGAUCGAAUCACCGGUUCUGCUGGUGAAUGUGGACAACAGCAAGGAACCGGAUUUUAACCGCUUCAACAAGAGUCUCGUGCUGGAGCGCUCCGGUCGCCGGAUCGGUGUGAUCGGUGUGAUACUCAGCACGACCGACACCAUCGCCAAUACGGGUGAUUUAAUCUUCGAGGAUGAGGUAGAAACGAUCCGUGCCGAAGCGGAACAUCUCACCACUCUGGGGUGCGACAUCAUCAUCGUCCUCUCACACUGCGGCAUUGAUGUAGAUCGUAUAAUAGCGGCCAAUGCAGGACCGCUAGUGGACAUAAUCGUUGGGGGACAUUCGCACAGCUUCCUGUACACCGGCGAUCAUCCUACCAUUCCGAUGACUCCCGUGUCCGAGUAUCCCACAAUCGUAGACCAACCAAACGGACAUCGGGUGUUGAUCGUGCAAGCAUCCGCUUAUACGAAGCUCGUGGGCGACAUCAUCCUGCACUUUGACGACCAAGGCAUUAUUCAACGCUGGGAAGGAAAUCCUAUCUAUCUCAGCAAUGAUGUUGUGCCGGAUCCGACCGUAGCCCAGGCACUGCUCCCGUGGAAAGAAUCCGUAGAUGAGGUAGGCAAUCGUAAGAUUGGCGCUACAGCAGUAGAUCUGCAGAAAGCCACCUGUGGCUACGGGGAGUGUAACCUCGGCAGUCUAAUAGCCGACUCCAUGGUGGCCGCUUUCGUGCCGCGUGCCGAACCGGGCCAAUGGACCUACGCUGCAGUGGCCGUACUGGCGGUGGGUGGCAUUCGAGUUGGCCUGUUUCGCGGAGAUCUUGCCUUUAAAAACUUGAUCGAAGUGUUGCCGUUUGAAAAUGCGCUCGUGUGCUUCGACAUGCGCGGUGAUCAUCUGAUCGAGCUGAUGGAGUACAGUGUGGAGAAGUCCUGGGAUGAGGAUCGCUUCAAUGGGGCAAAUAUGCUGCAAGUGUCCGGUAUGCGCGUGCUGUACAACGUUACCAACCCGAUCGGGGAGCGUGUGCUGGCGCUGGAUGUACUGUGUCACGAUUGUGACGUGCCCAAGUACGAGCCGGUGGAACCGUUCCGGAAGUAUCGUGUUAUAACGAACUCGUUCCUGGCCGGCGGUGGUGAUGGAUUUACGGUGUUCGAGCGAUACGGUCAGCGUAAGGUGACUGGACCAGUCGACAUUGAUGCGUUCGAGGCUUACGUACGGGAUCGUUCGCCCGUGUUUCAGGGUUUGGAUGGAAGGAUUACGGUUUUGACGUAG
Molecule: messenger RNA, 1677 nt
Organism: Anopheles marshallii
Lineage: Eukaryota; Metazoa; Arthropoda; Insecta; Diptera; Culicidae
Product: apyrase-like
Exons: 3
Coding region: 1-1677 (558 amino acids)
Biological process (GO): AMP catabolic process
Cellular component (GO): plasma membrane
Molecular function (GO): metal ion binding; nucleotide binding; 5'-nucleotidase activity
Source: RefSeq, a predicted model, not a curated record